AUGGCCCCACAAAACGCCCUAGCCGAUUGGCAGCACAAAGUCGCCCAAAAGCAACAAGAAUGUCUGCAAAAGAUUCCUGCUGAAUGGAAGAUCCCCGAAAGCCUCCUCUCUUCCCUACGGCUACCACUAGCCGAGAACAAAAAUGACCUGAUUCAAGGUGAUGCUGUCCGCAAAUCCGGUAUCCUAAGCGAGCGAGAACUGCAAAUUACAGAGCAAUACACGGCGUCUGGCCUUUUGUCGGCAUUGGCAGAGGGAAGACUGACCUCGCUCGAAGUGACAUUGGCAUUUUCCAAGCGAGCUGCAGUGGCGCAGCAAUUGGUAAACUGUCUCACGGAGACUAUGUUCCCCGAAGCCCAAGAGCGAGCCAAGUAUCUAGAUGACCUCAAGGCGCAGGGAAAAUCCGCGGGACCAUUGCAUGGCCUCCCGAUCAGCAUCAAGGACCUUUUCCACGUCAAGGGAACGCAUGCGUCUAUUGGAAUGAUUUCCUUUUUGGACGAGAGAUCGACCGACAACUCGCCUUUGGUUGAUAUUCUGCUAAGCCUAGGAGCCGUUAUCUAUGUCAAGACGAAUAUUCCUCAAACGAUGAUGACUGCUGACUCGCACAAUAAUGUCUUUGGUCGUACCCUGAAUCCCCACAACACUCUCUUAGGACCCGGUGGAUCCAGCGGAGGUGAAGGCGCUCUCAUCGCCAUGAGAGGUUCCUCCCUAGGCGUCGGAACCGAUAUUGGAGGAUCAAUCCGUAUUCCCGCUCUAUGCUGCGGCACGUACGGCUUCCGGCCCAGUGCGUCUCGUAUCCCAAACGGCGGCGGGCGCAGUUGUAGCACCCCUGGCAUGAAGUUCAUCCUGUCCUGUGCAGGGCCACUAGCUCUGGAUAUGGAUGCAAUUGAGGUCUUUCUGAAGACUGUCAUAGAUGCGAGACCCGGUCUGUACGAUUCCUCGGUCAUCGAUGUGCCCUGGAGAAAGGCGACUGUCAGACAUCCCCUGAGAAUUGGCGUCGUACCCCCAGACUCUAUCUUCCCUUUGCACCCACCAGUGCGAAGAACCUUGGCGGAGGCAGCCAGUUUACUGAAAGCGCAAGGUCAUCAAAUCAUAGAGCUGUCGGCCGAGGAAUGUAAGGUAAUGGAGAUCAACGAAGUCGCAUGGAAUAUCUUUACUCUCGACAGUGGAGCUAUGGAGCACUUACAGGCGGCCGGUGAGCCACCUGUGCCUGCUCUCGUUCACAUCCAGCGCCAGGUGGAGAUACUCAAGCAGGCAGGGAAAACUUCUCUCCCUGAUUUCAGCCAUCUAGACCGGCUCGGGAAACUCGCUGCUCUCAACGCCAAAAGAGCCGAUCUCCGAGAGACCUGGAGGAAGAUGUGGAACAGCCACGAUCUGGAUAUUUGUCUCGCGCCACCGGCUCAAAACACGGCUGUUCCGCAUGAUAUGUUUGGACUCGCACCGUACACGACUUUCCUAAACUGUCUUGAUUAUCCUUCGUGCAUCAUUCCUUUCGGGCAGGUCAACGAGAUGGAUGCUCAAGAGGCGUUUGAGCUUGCUCCGGGCCAGGCUGGACCGACUUACAGCUUCGCGCAGCUGGAAGGCGCACCAUGUUCUAUUCAGGUCUUCACUACCACGAUGAGAGAUGAAGAAUGUUUGGAAAUGGCAAAGAUGAUAGACAAGUGUCUGAAAAGCAAGGCAUAG
Molecule: messenger RNA, 1680 nt
Organism: Aspergillus viridinutans
Lineage: Eukaryota; Fungi; Ascomycota; Eurotiomycetes; Eurotiales; Aspergillaceae
Product: putative general amidase
Exons: 6
Coding region: 1-1680 (559 amino acids)
Source: RefSeq, a predicted model, not a curated record